Corythoichthys intestinalis (scribbled pipefish) is the source of this 5039-nucleotide messenger RNA. It is a transcript of the gene ache, whose product is annotated as acetylcholinesterase (Yt blood group). The transcript has 8 exons. Gene Ontology annotation, molecular function: acetylcholinesterase activity. Gene Ontology annotation, biological process: choline metabolic process; acetylcholine catabolic process. Bases 264 to 2132 code for a protein of 622 amino acids. Gene Ontology annotation, cellular component: plasma membrane. The record is from RefSeq and is a predicted model, not a curated record. Lineage: Eukaryota; Metazoa; Chordata; Actinopteri; Syngnathiformes; Syngnathidae.
CACCUCCCUCCCUGUGUCGUCGUGUUGCUGCUGCUGCUGCUGCUGUUGCUGGUGCCGCUGGAUGUGAGCCCGAAUCACCACCACCACCGCUGCUCGGACAGGCAACCGAACCACUUUCGUCCACAGAGGUCGAAGUACGAAGGACACGAGUAGAGCGAGAAGAAGCAGGAGCGGACGCCUCUUGAGCAAGUCUUCAGUUUGGGCUUCGGUUCCAGGAAAUCCAGGUCUGAGGAGAAACAGAUCUCGCCGCCCUUCCCGUCGUCAUGCAGACCGCCGUCGUCCUCUUGUCCGUCCUCGUUCUCGGCGUGUCCUCCCAGAGCGAGGCGGACCUCACCGUAAUGACCCGUGCGGGGCUAGUUCGGGGUAUCCACAGGCCUGUGCUGGAGAGGGGUCACGUCACCGCCUUCCUGGGAAUCCCCUUCGCCGAACCGCCUCUGGGGAAUCGGCGUUUCCGCCCAGCUGAGCCCAAACGUCCCUGGAAGGGGGUGUACGACGCCCAUCACUACCCUAACGCCUGCUUCCAGUUUGUGGACACCACCUUCCCCGGCUUUACGGGCAGCGAGAUGUGGAACCCCAACAGGGAGAUGAACGAGGACUGUCUCUACCUCAACGUGUGGGUGCCCCCGUCACCCAGACCUCACAAUCUCACCGUCAUGGUUUGGAUCUACGGCGGAGGAUUUUACAGCGGUUCAUCCUCUCUGGACGUGUACGACGGCCGUUACCUGGCGUACACAGAGACGGUGAUAGUGGUGUCCAUGAACUACCGCAUCGGAGCCUUCGGUUUCCUGGCGCUAGAUGGCUCCUCGGAAGCUCCCGGCAACGUGGGCCUGCUGGACCAGAGGAUGGCGUUGCAGUGGGUCCAAGACAAUAUCCAUCACUUUGGCGGAAACCCAAAACAGGUGACCAUCUUUGGGGAGAGUGCCGGCGGCGCCUCGGUGGGAUUCCACCUGUUGUCUCCGGAUAGCCGGCCAGUCUUUACCAGAGCCAUCCUCCAGAGCGGGGUCCCCAACACCCCCUGGGCCACCGUCAGUCCGGCAGAGGCGCGUAGACGGGCCAUGCAGCUGGCCAAACUGGUGGGCUGCAACGGGGGGAAUGACACAGAGAUCGUCGACUGCCUACGUGGCAAAACGCCCCAGGAACUCAUUGAGCAGGAGUUUCAGGUCCUCCCGUGGAUGUCCAUCUUUCGGUUUUCUUUCGUCCCCGUGGUGGACGGCGACUUCGUGCCCGACACGCCGGAGGCCAUGCUCAACUCUGGCAACUUUAAGGACACUCAGGUCCUGCUGGGGGUCAACCAGGAUGAAGGCACCUACUUCUUGUUGUACGGCGCGCCAGGCUUCAGCAAGGACAACGACAGCCUCAUCUCCAGGGGGGACUUCCUCGAAGGUGCCAAACUGAGCGUGCCCCACGCCAACGACAUCGGGUUAGAAGCGGUGGUGCUGCAGUACACCGACUGGAUGGACGAGAACAACGGAGUCAAGAACCGCGACGCGUUGGACGACAUUGUGGGCGACCACAACGUCAUCUGCCCUCUGGCUUUCUUUGCUCGCGCCUUCGCUCAGCACAACGCUCUCAAGUCCAACGCAGGUACAGUUAACUGCGCCACCAGUUUUUCCCUCGAUGCUAUUUCUCUUUUCCAAUCAGGGGUGUUUCUCUACCUAUUUGACCACCGAGCGUCAAACCUACCUUGGCCGGAGUGGAUGGGCGUGAUCCACGGCUACGAGAUCGAGUUCGUCUUCGGCCUUCCCCUGGAUAAGAAAUUCAACUACACCCAGGACGAGGAGAAACUCAGUCGACGCACCAUGAGAUACUGGGCUAACUUUGCGCGAUCCGGCAACCCUAACAUGAACGUGGACGGUACGGUGGAGAACAGGAAGCGCUGGCCGCAGUUCACCGUCGCCGAACAGAAGUACGUGGCGCUCAACACGGAGCCCGUCAAGGUUCACAGGGGUCUCAGAAACCAGAUGUGCGCUUUCUGGAACCACUUCCUGCCGCGCCUCCUUAACAUCACCGACAACAUCGACGAGGCCGAACGCCAGUGGAAGGUGGAGUUCCACCGUUGGUCGUCCUACAUGAUGCACUGGAAGAGCCAGUUCGACCAUUACAGCAAGCAGGAGCGCUGCGCCGACCUCUGAAGACGGGGCAAGCUAAUUUCCUCCAUAGUUGCUAGCAACUUGAUUGAAAAAACAUGCUCUGACACUGUACAUCCCUAUUUAUUAUUUUUGAAUGAUUCAAAUUAUUUAUUGACUAUUUAUAUAUCUCUUUCUCUAUAUACAUAGAUAUAAGUUUGUGCGUUUUGCGUGAAUGGCUAUGGAGGGAACUUGUCGUGCGUCUGCUGACUUUCCGGUCUUGCCUUUUUAUGAUUUCUCAACACGUCGCAUCAGGGUUUGUUUUGAGUGUCGUUCGUCCUCUCACUCGUUGUUUGGCCGGUAGAGUAACGUGGCCGUCUUGUAUUGCUGUUUGUCGGAAUGUGUCGUUAGCAUACUAGGUUAGCCACCCCGUCGUCCCUGCAACGUAUACAAAAAUGCAUCUUGAGAAGUAGUAAAGACGUGCACGAGAAUAUCAGUUAUUUCCGUUGAUGAGGAAUUAUGGGUUCAUCACCUGUCCAAUCUAUUCGAAGUGGGAGGGUGGCAGCAAAUGAACAGUGAAGAGAGUAUGCAGCUCGGGAGCCAAAAAAAUGCUAGCGUAGCUUCAUUCAGUCUGCCAUUUUGUGGCAUGCAUAAGCUUUUUUGGAGUUGUGUAGAGUGGAUGCACUGAAAAGUGGACUGUUUCCCGGGUGACACGAUUCAUGAGCUGGCUCGACCUCCGUCUCGGCGCUCUCGCUAGCUCUCUUUUCUCGUUAGCUUAAUGGAAGCCGAGUAAUUCACUCAGCGGCGGAGCUAAUGUGACAGCGCCUUGGCUCGCCCAGCCAGAAAAAGGAUGGAGAAGGGAGGGAGGCGGGGGGACGGAAGAUGAAAAGACAGAAUAACAUCCUUGCGUAACACACGAGCGCGAGCGAGAGACUCUCGUCGGAAGCUUUAACCCUCUCGUCCUUUUCUUAAGACAGAAAAAGAAGCAAGACUUCGUUAUUGUUUCGGUGUGUGAAAUCAGUUCAAAUGUGGUACUGAUCAUGUUAAAACAUGAUGUGGCUUUAAAUCGUGACAUUUACACCAACGUGGUCAUGCUAUUGUUAAAAAAAUUAUUUUGUAAAAUACUAUUUAUUUUAACAUGAUAUAUAUUUUAACAUGAAAUUGAACACGUUAAAACGUGAAAUUAAGCUAAAACUAAGGCUGGGCACGUUCGCUAGUAAACUGACAAAUCAACGCGGUACAUUAGCUUAAUUGCGUUAGCAUCGGAGCCACCAAAGAAGAAGUUAUGCCUUUUUUAAGCUCACUUAUUGGCCGAUUGUACGGAGCCCUUGAAGGGACAUCGACAGAAAUCAAAUACAUUUAAGCAAUCUGGCGCGCACCAGAAACAUUUUUUGUAAACAUUAGCAUUAGUUAGCCAAUUGCAACAAUGCAACAACAAUACAACAAUUGGUUAACUUGCACAGCAAAAGUCCACUAGCUUAAAUACUAUAUAAUGCUAAUGUUUACAACAAUUGGUUAACUUGCAUAGCGAAAGUCCAUUAGCUUCAAUGCUCUAUAAUGCUAAUCUUUACAACAAUUGGCUAACUUGUGUACCCAAAGUCUGCUAGCUUAAAUCCUCUAUUAUGCAAAUGCUUACAACAUUUGGCUAACUUGCAUCGCUAAAGUUCGCUAGCUUAAAAGCUAUAUAAUGCUAAUUUUUACAACAAUUGGCUAACUUGCAUAGCUAAAGUCUGCUAGCUUAAAUCCUAUAUUAUGCAAAUGUUUACAACAAUUGGCUAACUUGCAUCGCUAAAGUUUGCUAGCUAAAAUGCUAUAUAAUGCUAAUUUUUACGACAAUUGACUUACCUGCACAGCAAAAGUCUGCUAGCUUAAAUGCUAUAUUAUGCUAGUAUUUACAACUUUACAACAAUUGGCUAACUUGCAUAGUAAAAGUCAGCUAGCUAAAAUGCUAUAUGAUGUUAAUGUUUACAACAAUUGGCUAACUUGCACAGCAAACGUCUGCUAGCUUAAAUGCUAGAUAAUGCUAAUGUUCACAACAAUUGGCUAACUUGCAUAGCUAAAGUCCGCUAGCUUAAAAGCUAUAUAAUGCUAAUGUUUACAACAAUUGUCAACUUGAAUAUCAAGAGUCUGCUAGCUUAAAUGCGAUAUUAUGCUAAUGUUUACAACAAUAGGUUAAGUUGCAUUGGCAUUGCUAAAGUCUGCUAGCUUUAAUGCUAUAGUCUAUAAUGCUAAUGUUUACCAGAUAGUUUCUGGUGCGCAGAUUGCCUAAAUUUAUUUGAUUUCUGUCAAUGUCCCUUUAGAGGCUCUGUGUUAUUCUACUGUGUAUACGACUGUAUAUGCUAGCUAGCUAGCUCUAAAUAUCAUUACAAAUACCUUAUGACGACAUUUACUGAGAUGAAUCCCAGUAUUUCAUGCGAUUCAAAUUUCGGAUCGUUGCCCAGGCCUUGUUAAAACAUGACACUUUGAACUCUGAGGGAGAACAGAGACGAUUAGGGGAUGACAGGGCACUGAUUUAACUAAACAUUAGCAUUAAAACAUAUCAUUUAACCCUUAACCUGCUUCAGUCAUGAUGUUUCAGUGAGUUACAGCAUGAAAUGUAUGUACUGGAACGUUGAAAGGCCGUUCUGUCCACAAACACGGCCAUUUUGGAAAAUGCUAUCGAUUCAGCGAUGGAGACCGAUGUCCGUGCAUGUUGCCCUUUACGAUGCCACCCUAGUGCAUGUCCUCCAGACUGUUACUUUGUGUCAAAGGUUGUCUUCUGACGACUAAGCUAAUCCGAGUCAGUCGUACGCGUAACCCUCACGUUUGCCGUUAGCAAUAAGAAACGGAUUUGCGAUUGUCAAGGCCGACGAUAGAGAUUUUCAAAGCAAUAGAGCGUACGCCGCAAAUGUGGAAGGUUUUUGUCGCUUCUCUUGUGUAUCUUGAAUGCUGACUUGUAGCAACAAAAAUGAAAUAAAGUUAUCCUCCUGCUUC